Messenger RNA from Synchiropus splendidus (mandarinfish), 2706 nucleotides. Its product is annotated as palmitoyltransferase ZDHHC8B-like. The record is from RefSeq and is a predicted model, not a curated record. Bases 179 to 2536 code for a protein of 785 amino acids. Gene Ontology annotation, molecular function: palmitoyltransferase activity. Gene Ontology annotation, biological process: protein palmitoylation. NCBI's taxonomy places the organism in Eukaryota, Metazoa, Chordata, Actinopteri, Syngnathiformes, Callionymidae. The transcript is spliced from 11 exons.
GACCGUUCGGUGGAAUCACGAUUCAUCCGUGGGCGGCGUGAGGAUGAAGCGCGCAGAUGUGAGCGCAGCGGGGGGUCCGCUGUCCACAGUUUGGGCGUCUCUGCGGUCUAACUUGGCGUUCCCUGCGCGUGAGCUGCGUGUGUGGCGGACAUGAGAGCGUGGUGAGAGCAGCGCCAGGAUGCCCGGCAGCAGCGGCGCAGACGCGCUGAGAGUCAGCGCCUUCAUCCCGGUGUGCACCGCCGCCUGCCUGCUGGUGGGAUCCAGCUCCCUUUUCUUCGUCUUUACUUGUCCCUGGCUGGCUGUGACCAUCUGCCCUGCUGUGCCGCCAUGCUGCGCCGUCCUCUUCCUCUUUGUGCUGGCCAACUUCACCAUGGCAACCUUCAUGGAUGCGGGUGUGCUUCCAAUAGCCAACGAGGACGAGGACAAGGAGGACGAAUUUCGAGCGCCGUUGUACAAGAACGUGGACGUGAAGGGCGUCCAGGUCCGGAUGAAGUGGUGCGCCUCCUGCCACUUCUACAGGCCGCCACGCUGCUCGCACUGCAGCGUCUGCGACCACUGCGUGGAGGAUUUCGACCACCACUGUCCGUGGGUGAACAACUGCAUCGGGAGGAGAAACUACCGCUACUUCUUCUUGUUCUUGCUGUCGCUGACAGGUCACAUGAUCUGCGUCUUCACCUUCGGACUCAUUUAUGUUCUGCAUCACAUGGACGACUUGUGGAAGCUGCACUGCGCUGUCACCCUCGUGGUGAUCAGUAUCUCGGGUCUGUUUCUGCUUCCUGUCUUGGGUCUGGCUGGAUUCCACCUCUACCUGGUGUCCAGAGGCAGAACCACCAACGAACAGGUGACCGGCAAGUUUCACGGUGGAGUCAAUCCUUUCUCACGCGGCUGCUGCAAAAACCUGGAGUAUCUGGUUUGCAGUCCCAUCUCACCAAAGUACACAGCAAGGCCGCGCAGGAAAUGCGUCAUCCACGUUCAGCCUCCGUUCCUGCGGCCAGAGACGGACAGACAGAAGGUGCGAGACAACGGCGUCACCAGCUACGACCUGCAGAACAAACGAGCUUUAGGGGGCGCUGGAGAUCAGCUGGAUGCCAAACAGAUGAAGACUCCACCACCACUUCCUCCCAAACCGGAUCACGUCCCGCUGAAAAGCCAGAUAACGACUACGGAUGAAACAAGCCAUCAAACCAAAGCCAUCAUUCCAGUCUCCAUUCCCACUGUGCCCCAGCUGCGGCCCGUCCUGGAGGCCAUAUCCCGCGGUUCCUCGCCCAUUCCUCCCGAGCAGCUGUUAAAAACGUCAGAGCCACAAGCCAACGGCAGCAGAGGCGGCUCCUCCCUCCACCUGGAAUCCAGUGAAAGUCCUGCGAGAGGCCCACAGCUCCCCCUACAGGCCACCACUGUCUCCAGCUCUCUGCAGCUCAACCCUCUAAGCGCCAGUUCUCGCUCACUGACCCUCAAACCCACCCACCGCAACGGCAGUCGCACCCUGUUGUCGGACACUUUGGGUUCCAAUCCAACUCCAGGGGUGGUGCCCUCCAACCUGCUGGUCGGCCACAACAGCUCCUACGAUAACAUCCUCACCCCCUCAGACUCUCAGUUCAUGACCCACCGAGCGGUGCCCGCCGUCAGCUACCACUCUCACUUCAUGACACUGGGGGCGGACGGCUCGGUGGUGCAGCGUCCGCGUCCUCACGCCUACAGUCCCGUGUUCAUGGGCAUCUCCAGACAGUCCCCUCAACCUCGGGACCCGUCACCUUCCCUGCAAGGAUUGGCCUCGCGGGAUUCAUCUCCCUCCCUCGCAGCGCUCAUCCAACGCGAUCCCUCACCUGCUUUUCAAGGUCUGAUGGGACGUGAUCUUGCGCCUCAAGCGUCACGUGACCUGACUCCUCCCGGCUUUUCGAGGCGAGACGUGCCGGCUCCAAGUCUGCGUGACAGCCUGCGGGACCUCGGCUCCCAGACCUUGACGCCUCAGAAGUCCGCCGCUGCCGCUCGCUAUGACAACCUCUCGAAAACUAUCAUGGCGUCCAUCCACGAGCGGCGGGAGAUUGAGGAGCGGGAGAAGAUGCUGCGGCUACACGCCAGACCUCAGGGCCUGUACGGUCCAGAUCUGGGGAUCUACGACAUCCCCAGCCGCCGAAGUCUUCCGCCGGACAAUGUCCGACCGCUUGGUUCUCGCGGGACGACCCCUCCUGCUUACGGCUCCAGGGAGUUCCUCAUGAGCACCGGUAUCCUCGGUUACGGCUUGAGGACCUCGCCGCUCUCCAGCUCCUCCACAUCGUCUCUCACUCGAGGGCCCAAGUUGUCCAGCUCGACUCUGCAGAGCAGCAGCAGCCUACAGACCAGAGGAAGAUCGUCUUCUCCAGCCUACGGUCCGACUGACAGACCGGCCAUGCCCUCCUCUACCUCCACCCUGCCCCGACUCCCCUCCACCUCCACCUCCUCUGUCCCCUCGUACUCUUCCUACGCCACCACGAAACGACCCUCACUGACUCCGGCGUCAGAGGCGAAGGACUCAGUCACCAUGGGGACGCCGAAAUAGGAAAUAUAAAUGAAUAACUUUGUAAAACUAGUGAGAGAGCUGAAGCUCUCUGACUCAAGCGGAUUAAUUUAUUGGUUUGUGUUUGUGAAACAUGUUUCUCCACCAUGUUUGUCUUUGACUGGGAAAUGGUUUUUGUAGCUGUUUUUAUGAAUAAACUUAUUUUGUAACUU